Podarcis lilfordi (Lilford's wall lizard) is the source of this 234-nucleotide messenger RNA. The record is from the annotation of a GenBank genome assembly. NCBI's taxonomy places the organism in Eukaryota, Metazoa, Chordata, Lepidosauria, Squamata, Lacertidae.
AUGUCUGCUGCUUUGUUGCCCAAGCCCCAGAUGAGAGGCCUCCUGGCCAGUCGUCUGAGAAAACACAUUGUAGUGGCUUUCCUUUUUUCGAUGGGAUGUGCAGCUGGAUACAAGUUUGGUGUGGCUGAACCAAGGAAAAGAGCGUAUGCUGAGUUCUAUAAAAACUAUGAUGCCAUGAAGGAGUUUGAGGCCAUGAGAAAAGCUGGGGUGUUUGAAAGUCCACCACUCAAAUGA